CAUCGGCAGACAUCAAGGAGAUCGCAUUUCGUUAGCAAGAAACAUGUUCGAUUCAGUGCCAAUCAUGCGGUGUCUAUUCAUGCUCCAGAUUCUAAUCGCUGUGGUGCAGCCCAACUUCGAAGCUCGGCAACGGCUAUUUAACGUCAGAGGGGCGUACACCCUACAAGAGCACUUACACAACCACGAGAUCGUAAUACCACGGAAAGUGAAUCACCGAGGAGAUUUUAUCUCGGAAAAUGUUACGCAUCAUCAUCACGAAGACGGACCAAUCGUUCAUUAUCGAAUGGCUGUGGCCGGUAACGAGUACCACCUCGAGCUGACGGCAGUCGACAACUUCAUCGGCCGCGCGAUGGUUGUGGAAAGACGGAAGCGGGAUCUGCACGUCCGCAGUUCGGCGAAAAGUCAUGGUAGCAAAUGUCAUUAUCGAGGAUUCAUUAAGGGCCAUCGGAAUUCCCGCGUCGCUCUAUCCGCCUGCGACGGUCUGGCAGGUAUGCUGCACGGCGAUCACGGCGAGUUCUGGCUGGAACCAGUCGCCGUGUCCCUGGAAGAAAAACGUGGCACGUCGUUGGCCGACGAAACGACGAGCGGCGACUUAGGCGCCGGUGCCCGAACAUCGGUCUACGGAGGCCCGACAGCCGGCCGACCCCAUCUCGUCUUCCGGCGCUCGGCCGAGCAGCAGCAACAGCAGCUCGAGAUCGGAAAAAAAACCGGCCGUACCAAGCGACGACGCAAAAAGAAGAGGAAGCAGGAGAGAAACUGCGGCACCCGCGAAACGCGGCUCGAAUGGCAAACUCAACCAGGCCUUGUCCAAGUUCAAGGCCGUGGGCGAAGGAAACAUUAUCAAGCGAAGCGGUGGCAUCGUUCCAAAAGAUCGAUCAGUACACCUCGUCAUGUCGAGGCUCUUGUCGUUGCUGACACGACGAUGAUGGCUUUUCACCAGGAUGGCGAUGUGGAGACCUAUCUCCUAACCAUUAUGAACAUGGUGUCCGCGCUUUACCUCGAUCCAACCAUCGGCAAUUUCAUCAACAUUGUGGUGGUUAGAAUUAUUCUCCUCGAAGAAGAAGACGCGGAGCAAAGACUGGACAUCACGGUGAACGCGGAUAAGACGCUAUACAAUUUCUGUAAAUGGCAGCAGAAGCUAAAUCCGAGCAAUGAUUCGCAUCCGAAUCACCACGACGUGGCGAUCCUGGUGACGAGAGAGGACAUUUGUUCGCGUGCGAAUACUCCUUGCAGUACAUUAGGAGUGGCUCACGUCGCUGGCAUGUGUCAACCGGAUCGCAGCUGCAGCGUCAACGAGGACAAUGGGAUCACAUUGGCGCAUACAAUCACACACGAAUUGGGGCAUAACUUUGGAAUGUACCAUGACACGGAAAAAAUUGGCUGCAGUAAACGCGAAGGCGACACUCUGCAUGUGAUGACGCCAACCUUUGAAGUGGAUGCUGUUGGAGUGGCAUGGUCUAGAUGCUCUAGAAGAGACAUCACAAAUUUUUUGGACCAAGGAAAAGGCGAUUGUUUGGAAGAUGAACCGGCGGAUAACGAUUACGCAUAUCCGGAUUUGCCACCCGGUGCAAUGUAUAAUGCUGAGCACCAAUGCAGACUCCAGUUUGGCGUGAGAGAAGCUUUUGUCUGCUCCCCUUUACAGGAAAUCUGUUCGAAACUAUGGUGCAUCGUGGACGGCUCCUGCACUACUAUGCUACAUCCAGCAGCUCCAGGAACACAUUGUGGAAAACACAUGUGGUGUCAAAAUCAAGAAUGCGUGCCCAUCGUCGAUCGACCGCGGCAAAUCGAUGGCGGUUGGGGUGAGUGGGGGUCAUGGAGCGAGUGCUCGAGAACUUGCGGCGCCGGGGUCUCGAUUGUCGAGAGGAAGUGCGAUCAUCCGGAACCCGCACACGGCGGAAAGUUCUGCAUAGGUGAGAGACGCCGCUAUAAAAUCUGCAACAUGCAACCUUGUCCGGAAGGCACGCCGAGUUUCCGCGCUGUGCAAUGCAGCAACUACGACGACAAAGAGUACAAGGGAAAGAACUAUACUUGGCUGCCAUAUUUUGAUCAAACGGAACCUUGCGAGCUUUAUUGCACCGAUACAGAUGAAAGCGUAAUCGUACCUUGGGGAGAGGCUGCUCUCGAUGGUACUCCAUGCAACGUUGGUACCAGGGACAUGUGCAUCGCUGGCAUAUGCAGGGUCAGUGUUCUUCAAAAGAAUUACAUCUGCAACAGAAUUUUAGAAAAAGUCGGUUGUGAUUGGAUGGUGGAUUCCGAUGCUACGGAAGAUCGCUGCGGUAUUUGUCACGGUGACGGUACUCAAUGCGAAACUACUAAUGGCGUUUACGAUAAAAACGAAGGUCCCGGAUAUAAGGAAGUUAUUAUCAUACCUUCCGGCUCUCGAAAUAUUAAAAUCGAGGAGGUCGGGAAUAGUAAGAAUUAUAUUGGCAUCGGCGUACCGAAUUCUGACAAGUAUUUCCUGAAUGGAAAACGGCAGAUCACUUUAGCGGGCGAGUAUGAAGUCGCCGGGACGCCAGCUCUCUAUGAACGUGAUCGAGAUAGAGAGAAGAUCAGAAUCCCAGGACCUAUUAAAGAAGACAUUGCGGUCUAUUUAAUUUACAGAGGUCAAUAUCGCAAUUUCGGAUUACGUUAUGAAUAUACCGUACCGAAAAAAGAGCCUGAUCGCGCCCCGGAAUAUUCGUGGCUAUUCUCCGACUGGACCCUCUGCACAGUCACUUGCGGUGGCGGCACUCAAACUUCGUAUGCGGUCUGUCACGAAAGAAAAAGCGGCAUCGUCGAGGACCUCUUCUGCGACGGUAUAGAAAAGCCAGAGCAAAAGUCGCGUGAAUGCAAUUCGAAUCCAUGCCCUGCGAGAUGGUGGGUAGGUCCAUGGCAAAUGUGCCCUGUCACAUGUGGUGAUGGCGCACUACGUAAGAGAUCGGUGAUGUGUGUAUUCUCUGGCACGGGUACUGAUCGAUCAGACCUGGCUUUGCCCGAUCGCGACUGCGACAAGCAUAUGCGGCCCGAAGAAAUGGAGCUAUGCCCCGAUCUACCGCCGUGUGGGCCUACUUCGGAGGUACCAUUGAUCGUGUAUGCUGACAACAAGGACAUGUCAUUCUACAACAUCAGCUUGAACGAGCAGGACGGUAUCACGAUAGUCGAUGGCCUCACCACCGAGGAGCCAGAGAUCCUCGAGUUCGACAAUGUUGUUGACGAGAACCCAGACAAUUCCAUGUACAACACCAAGUCAAAGUGGACAGUAUCGAAGUGGAGCCAUUGUUCGAAUGGCAAGAGGAGUAGAAAGGUCACCUGCUCCGUUCCAGGCGAUUGUAAUCCGAAUAAUAAGCCACCCAGUAUUGAGGACUGCUACAGUGGAAAAUGGAUUACCGGAAAUUGGGGAAGUUGCAACGCGACUUGCCUCGUGAAGUCUGGAGUUAAACACAGAGAAGUACAGUGUCGUGAUCGCGCGUCGGACUUGAUGUCAAACGAUUGCAAUCUCGACAGAAGACCAUUUGAUAUAAAGCGUUGUUAUUACCGACGGCAAUGCGCCAACGAGAAAAAUGAUUGCAAGGAUAGCGUGGUUCCAUCGUGUGCAAACUACAGGCGCAUGUGUGAUGUAUCAUCGAUCGUACGAGAAAAGUGUUGCGCCACGUGCACAAAACGACGGCGACACGUUCGUCACAACAGACGGCACAUCUUUACCGAAUAAUGAAAUAAAGGAUUAACAAGCUGAGAGUGCAAAAGUAUUUUGAAAAUAAAUCCUUUCAGCGGACAACACAUCCGUCCUAUUUCUCCACAUUAUCUGAAUUAAGAUAAAAGCAAAAUAGUGAAAAACUUUAUGCUUGUUUCGUACGUGAUAACAAAAAGAUGGAAAAACGUAUAACAGAGGUGAUAUUACGAGAUUAUAUUUGUAUAACUUUGUACUACCGCGUUUAUAUAUAUA
Mycetomoellerius zeteki is the source of this 3922-nucleotide messenger RNA. Its product is annotated as A disintegrin and metalloproteinase with thrombospondin motifs 7. The record is from RefSeq and is a predicted model, not a curated record. Gene Ontology annotation, molecular function: metalloendopeptidase activity. Gene Ontology annotation, biological process: proteolysis; extracellular matrix organization. The transcript has 16 exons. The coding region runs from base 44 to 3688 and encodes 1214 amino acids. Gene Ontology annotation, cellular component: extracellular matrix. Lineage: Eukaryota; Metazoa; Arthropoda; Insecta; Hymenoptera; Formicidae.